This is a messenger RNA of Lytechinus variegatus (green sea urchin), 2089 nucleotides long. RefSeq names its product D(2) dopamine receptor A-like. The record is from RefSeq and is a predicted model, not a curated record. The transcript is spliced from 5 exons. Gene Ontology annotation, biological process: G protein-coupled receptor signaling pathway. Gene Ontology annotation, cellular component: membrane. Lineage: Eukaryota; Metazoa; Echinodermata; Echinoidea; Temnopleuroida; Toxopneustidae. Gene Ontology annotation, molecular function: peptide binding; G protein-coupled receptor activity. The coding region runs from base 141 to 1613 and encodes 490 amino acids.
AUUUGGAUUUGGGUUUCAUUUCUUUACCAUAGUUGAAAUCAAUUACUCAGCAUAUUCUCACUGGGGCGUUUGGUGCAAUAAUCCGAUAAUUGAGCAUCACGCUGAAAGUAUUGUAUGAGAAGAACCACAGUAAUGUAAACAUGACUUCAAGACUGUUUCAUAACCAUGGCAACCAGACUCACUAUGAAGAAGAGAAUGAUGCCCUUUCUCAGCAAAACAAGUGGCUUCUAUUGUGUGAGAGUAUCAGUCUUGGGGUCAUUAUCAUCACAUCUCUUGUUGCCAAUAUGGUUGCCAUAGGAACGAUUAUGCGCCUGCGCAGUCUUAGGAACGUCCCUCAUCAUCUUCUUGUCUUGAAUCUCAGUAUUGCCGAUUUAGGGAUCACACUUACCAGCAUGCCUUUCGCCCUUUAUUCUAUCUUCGAUGGUGGUGUUCUUUUGAGAAGCAACGCAAUACUUUGCAAGGUCAACGGUUUCUUUGCAACAAUGUUCACCCUUGCCAACUUUCCGACAGUGCUUGCCAUAGCCAUCGAUCGAUUCUUGAUAGUCGUCUAUUCCAGCCGUUUCCCACCAAACACCUUCCGGAUAUUCCUAAUGAUCACCAUUUCAUGGUGUUCAGCUUUUAUCAUGGCCUUCAUGCCCAGUGUUCAUGUCCUCUCCAAGUAUUCCUACUCACCAAACACAUGGCACUGCUCUCCUAGGUGGGGUCACAACAUCUUCCGUAUCGCUUGUGCCAUUUUAAUCUUUGGGCUGGCGAUUCCGAUGGUUGCCGUCUGCUACGCGGCGAUUGUGUACUUCAUCUGGAACAAGCAACAGCUUCUUAGGUCAUACAGCAAGAGGGAACAACAAGUUUUCAAGGAUCGCAGAAGGAAGUCACGAGAUCAAAAACCGUCCGUGCCAAGAUGCUACAAAUCGACAGUGACCUCGUUUCAGCCAUCUCCAUCACCUGCAUCCUGUGAUGAAGUUGGUGAGUUAUGCAGUUUAGAACAGCAAUCCGGAUGUCAACCAGAUGAUCUACAGGAUGCUCAGAUGAAAUACAAUCAAGAGAACAAGACCAUACCUUAUCUCACAAAACUGCAGAAUCCAACCUGUGAGGAGGAUUUUAAAGAAGAAGCUUUAAAUACCGAGGCUCCAUUAGAACCACGCAAUAUUGAUAAGUUGGAUAAGAGAUCUUUUCGCAGUGUUGCCGUAGUUGCAGAAUCAGCGAAGACAUCGGCUAUUGUGAACAAGUCCCUGACACAAUUUACCGCCUUGUCUGAACCAAGCGGGGAGGAAUCUGAUGUCGUUGGUCAAGAUCGUGAUCGAAAGAAGCAGCAUGAAGCCAGACAGAGACAAUUCUCUGCAGACAAGAGGGUUGCAGUAAUGGGUGCCCUCCUCGUCUUAACCACACUAAUCUGCUGGAUGCCCUAUCUCCUUGUCCAUUCAAACUACAUCCGGGUCAACGAAGGUCAUUGGUUUGGUGUCUUUACCAUGUUACUGGGAUACACAAAUGCCAUUUGGGAUCCGCUUAUUUAUACUUUUAUCAACAAGCAAGCCAGGAAGGAAUGUAAGAAAUACUUCCGGUUCAUCGCAACAUCCUCUAGAAGCCUUCGCGGUUCGGUCGUCAAACAAAACUGAGGGAACUUUAUAUCUUCAUUUGAUCUCAUACUAUACAAGCUUUUAUAUGAUUAUGUACUUAACUUUAUUCAAUGAAUAUACUCUGAAAGAAGUUUUUCUGCAGAGAGCGUCAGGUAUCAUUAACGGGAUAAGUUGUGUUCAUUCACCUCAAAUUGUGAUUAAUAAGUCCGUUGUUGACCCCGGGAUAGAUGAGGGGAUGAGGGCACUACUAUUACAAGUUGUCAUUUUUUCAAACAAUCUGUUUAUGAUGACAAACCUUAUGCUAUUUUAAGGUUAAUAUAUUUGUGAUACACUCAUUCUAUGAUUCAUUCCAAAAACAGUAAACGAUUUUAUGUUUGUUAUGUUAUGAGAAAUUGUUUUAUACGAAUCAUAAUAAAAUGUAUGCAGAAGAGAACAUUAAAUCAAAUCAAUCAUACAGAAUAGGUAGAAUACUCGCAUGCAAAAAAGCACUUAGGGUUGACUUUCACGGCCAAGUG